This is a messenger RNA of Exophiala bonariae, 195 nucleotides long. RefSeq lists its product as uncharacterized. Lineage: Eukaryota; Fungi; Ascomycota; Eurotiomycetes; Chaetothyriales; Herpotrichiellaceae. The transcript has a single exon. The record is from RefSeq and is a predicted model, not a curated record. Bases 1 to 195 code for a protein of 64 amino acids.
AUGGCCCAUUUCACUCUCACCACCCUCGUCGCCACUACGGCCACUGCUCUUGCGCCAUUCCUCAUCGUCUACAACAUGCCUCAACAGAAGACACAGUUGUCCACCCUCUCAUCUCUCCCUAAGCCGCGCCCUUUCGCCACUCUUCGUGACGCGCGAGAGAAGGCCAAAGUCGGCUCUGAGUUCAGCCUCAUCUAA